Rubroshorea leprosula is the source of this 1017-nucleotide messenger RNA. The record is from the annotation of a GenBank genome assembly. Lineage: Eukaryota; Viridiplantae; Streptophyta; Magnoliopsida; Malvales; Dipterocarpaceae.
AACAGGCCUUGGUCUCUAAACUUCCUUUUUUGCUGGCUUCAGCUUUUAACUUUGUAGAAACUAAUUUCAGUUUCAAGUAUAGCUAGAAGACCUUUUUUCUUUUACAUGUAAACCUUUUUUGUAUUUUAAGUUCCCACUAUGAACAAACGCUUGUAGAAGUUGAUGCUCAUGCUAGAGGGUUAAGAGAUGAUGGGGUUAUGUGUUAAUGAGGGCAUGAAAAGAUAAAGGUCAAGAACUGGGUUUAAUCUGCUUCAUUUAUUGGGUGGCUAAUUCAUACUGAUAUGACUGAAGGUUAAGGUGAGUACCAUAACAUGUUACCAUUGGCAGACAGAUUAAGAAAUUGAAUAUCAUGCUGACUGAUGGUAUGAUUCUAAUUCUGUUAGUUGUAUUGACAAGCUCUUGGAAGGCACAUAAGUCCCAUGAAUAUGCUGAUUGGUACUUUUACUGUUAGCAUUGUCUACUCCAUCAUCCUGAGGUUUUUACUCUUUAUUUUACAAUUUUCAUAUUUUGGAUCUUGUGGGAAAUUGCAUACUAGAUUGAAUUUGUUCCCUUUCCAGUUUUUGCGUGUGCAGAAAUAUUGUCCUGGUUUUAUCCUUCUAACCUUGGAAGAAUGCAUAUCUUCCCUCAUUUUCUUAUAUUCUUUGGUGUUUGGUCAUUAACAAAUGGGAAAACAAAUUGAUCAGAUUAUGUUUACAUAUGAUUUAGUCACUUAUUGAGGAUGUGCAACAACAAUAAGGAGAAUAUAUUGGGUAUCUGUUUAAACAAGCCACUCUUAGUCUACCCUUUCCUACCACUUCUUAGGAGGGAGAAGUUUAAAGGUUUCUGCUACUGCUUUGUUUGCUGCAAAGUUGAAAUUGACUUGUUUUAUGGCUAAUAGGUGGACUUGUUUUGUUUUAUGGACUUGGACUUCUUUAAUUGACAUGGCUCUGUUUUAUGGAUUUGUUUUAAGCUUUAAUUUAUGGACUUGGCUUUGCCUUUGUUUGCUGCAAUGUUGAUUAAUAUACUAAGGUGAUUCAA